UCUGGGAUUUGCCAAAUGCAUAGCCUUAUUAGAAGAUCUUUCCCUUACUUUGAAGCUUCCAUGGGACUGAAUGAAGAGCAGAAAGAAUUUCAGAAAGUGGCUUUUGACUUUGCUACCCGGGAGAUGGCUCCAAAUAUGGCAGAGUGGGACCAGAAGGAGUUGUUCCCAGUGGAUGCAAUGCGGAAAGCUGCUCAGCUCGGCUUUGGGGGAGUCUAUGUACGAACAGAUGUAGGUGGGUCUGGACUGUCACGGCUCGACACAUCUGUCAUCUUUGAGGCCUUGGCAACAGGCUGCACCAGCACCACAGCCUAUAUAAGCAUCCACAACAUGUGUGCCUGGAUGAUUGAUACCUUUGGAAGUGAGGAACAGAGGCACAAAUUUUGCCCACCGCUCUGUACCAUGGAGAAGUUUGCUUCCUAUUGCCUCACUGAACCAGGAAGUGGCAGUGAUGCUGCCUCCCUUUUGACCUCAGCGAAACGACAAGGAGAUCAUUACCUCCUCAAUGGCUCCAAGGCCUUCAUCAGUGGUGGAGGUGAGUCAGACAUCUAUGUGGUCAUGUGCCGAACAGGAGGACCAGGCCCCAAAGGCAUCUCGUGUAUAAUUGUGGAGAAAGGAACCCCUGGCCUCAGCUUUGGCAAGAAGGAAAAAAAGGUGGGGUGGAAUUCACAGCCAACCCGCGCCGUGAUCUUUGAAGAUUGUGCAGUGCCCGUUGCCAACAGAAUUGGAAAUGAAGGACAGGGCUUCGUCAUUGCCAUGAAAGGACUGAAUGGCGGGAGGAUCAAUGUUGCUUCCUGCUCUCUAGGAGCUGCUCAUGCUUCAGUCAUCCUCACCCGAGACCACCUCAGUGUUCGGAAGCAGUUUGGAGAGCCUCUGGCCAAUAACCAGUACCUGCAAUUCAAACUGGCUGAUAUGGCAACAAGGCUGGUGGCCUCACGGCUGAUAAUCCGCAACGCAGCAGUGGCUCUCCAAGAGGAGCGGGAAGAUGCAGUGGCCCUGUGCUCCAUGGCCAAGCUCUUCGCUACGGAUGAAUGCUUUGCUAUCUGCAACCAGGCUUUACAGAUGCAUGGAGGCUAUGGCUACCUGAAGGACUAUGCUGUUCAGCAGUAUGUGCGGGACUCCAGGGUCCAUCAAAUCCUAGAAGGUAGCAAUGAAGUGAUGAGGAUGCUGAUCUCUCGAAGCCUGUUUCAGGAGUAGCACCCAGACUUGAUGUUUGCACGUGAUGGUUAAUGUACAACUCGAAUCAGAGGUUUCAUGUGGACUGUUAAGUUACAGAUGAGUCAUUGAUGAGAAUGAAGGGCUGAGCUCUUCUAGGUGGACCCAAAGUGGUGGGAGCAGCAUCAGCUAUAGGAAUGGGACAGAGUCCUCAGCAGAGCUAGAGGAGUUGCCCUGAUUGAGAAUGUUACAAGAAGACAUACUACCUUGAUUUCCUAAUGCAAAAAGGUGACCAGUGAAGACUCAUCACCGAGUCAGAGUCCUUUCUUGGAUCCAUGUUGUCCUGAUUUGUCUGCAUUUGGUGGUUCACUGAAUCCCUCUUCCAGGGAUCUGAGCACUUCCAUUGAGGGUUUUUCCUGAUGAUAAAGCAAAGGUGUGGGAAAGGAGAAAUGGACAAAAAAUGUCCUCCUAUCUUUUCUUAUGCUCUACUAAAGAUGCAGAAGGUU
This is a messenger RNA of Lontra canadensis (Northern American river otter), 1658 nucleotides long. RefSeq names its product acyl-CoA dehydrogenase family member 8 (gene ACAD8). The record is from RefSeq and is a predicted model, not a curated record. Gene Ontology annotation, molecular function: acyl-CoA dehydrogenase activity; flavin adenine dinucleotide binding. The coding region runs from base 16 to 1194 and encodes 392 amino acids. Gene Ontology annotation, biological process: lipid metabolic process. NCBI's taxonomy places the organism in Eukaryota, Metazoa, Chordata, Mammalia, Carnivora, Mustelidae. The transcript is spliced from 11 exons.